Molecule: messenger RNA, 1497 nt
Organism: Fraxinus pennsylvanica
Lineage: Eukaryota; Viridiplantae; Streptophyta; Magnoliopsida; Lamiales; Oleaceae
Source: the annotation of a GenBank genome assembly
AUGGAGACUACGACUCAAUGCUCCGUUCUCAUCGUGGGAGCUGGAAUUUCAGGAAUCUCGGCGGCCAAAUUGCUUGCCGAGAAUGGGGUGGAGGACGUGGUGAUAUUAGAGGCGGCGGAUAGGAUUGGAGGGAGAAUAAGGAAGGAGGAGUUCGGCGGUGUGACUGUGGAGCUUGGCGCCGGUUGGAUCGCCGGCGUCGGCGGAAAACAGUCCAAUCCAGUCUGGGAGCUCGCUCGACAAUCGAACCUCCGUACGUGCUUCUCAGAUUACAGCAAUGCUCGUUACAACAUUUACGAUGACAGUGGGAAAAUAUUUCCGAGUGGAAUAGCAGCGGAUUCAUACAAGAAGGCGGUGGAAUCGGCCAUUACGAAGCUGAAGAAUGAAGAAUCUAAUCGUGAUGCUGAUGUUUCAGUCCUUGCUGAGACACCAACAGUUCCGAAGACACCAAUUGAACUGGCAAUAGACUUCAUUCUGCACGACUUUGAAAUGGCAGAAGUUGAACCUAUCUCAACAUAUGUAGAUUUUGGGGAGAGAGAAUUCUUGGUAGCUGAUGAAAGAGGAUACGAGUGCUUGCUGUAUAAAAUGGCAGAAAACUUUCUCUUUACCUCAGAGGGUAAAAUCUUGGACAGUCGCCUAAAAGUCAACAAGGUUGUUCGGGAAUUACAGCACUCGAGGAAUGGAGUUUCAGUGAAAACCGAGGAUGGCUGCAUUUACGAAGCCAAUUACAUUAUUUUGUCUGUUAGCAUUGGUGUUCUCCAAAGCGACCUCAUCUCCUUUAAACCACCCUUGCCUAAAUGGAAAACAGAGGCCAUCACCAAUUGCGACAUUAUGGUGUAUACAAAGGUCUUCCUGAAGUUUCCGCAUAAGUUCUGGCCUUGUGGGCCAGAAAAAGAAUUUUUCAUCUAUGCCAACGAGCGGCGAGGGUACUACACAUUCUGGCAGCACAUGGAGAAUGCUUAUCCAGGGUCUAAUAUCCUUGUCGUAACAUUGACAAAUGGAGAAUCAAAACGUGUUGAAGCUCAAUCAGAUCAACAAACCAUGAAAGAAGCAAUGGAAGUACUAAGGAAGAUGUUUGGACCUGACAUUCCAGAUGCCAUUGCCAUACUCGUGCCACGGUGGUGGAACAAUCGCUUCCAACGGGGUAGCUACAGCAAUUAUCCUAUCCACAUUAAUCAUCAACUCAUAGAUGAUAUUAAGGCACCACUUGGACGGAUCUAUUUCACCGGGGAACAUACAAACGAAAAAUUUAAUGGCUACGUGCAUGGAGCUUACCUUUCCGGUAUCGAAACCAGUGAAGCUUUAUUAGAAGAAAUUAGAACAGAGAAGGAAAGAAAUGGCGAAAAUAAAGCUUUUCUAGUAGACCCUUUGCUGGCAUUCACGGGAUCCUUAGCGUUGGCACAACCUGAUGUAGUAUCAAAUCUCCAUGCAUUCAACAUACCUAGACAGCUCUUUCUCCGCUGUAGUAGUAAACCGAGACUUCCAGAAGCUAUCUUAUGA